This is a messenger RNA of Colletotrichum higginsianum IMI 349063, 3363 nucleotides long. RefSeq names its product MutS domain V. Bases 1 to 3363 code for a protein of 1120 amino acids. The record is from RefSeq and is a predicted model, not a curated record. Gene Ontology annotation, molecular function: ATP-dependent DNA damage sensor activity; ATP binding; mismatched DNA binding. Gene Ontology annotation, cellular component: nucleus. NCBI's taxonomy places the organism in Eukaryota, Fungi, Ascomycota, Sordariomycetes, Glomerellales, Glomerellaceae. Gene Ontology annotation, biological process: mitotic recombination; mismatch repair. The transcript has a single exon.
AUGGCGCCCAAGUCGAAACCGCCCGAGAAGAAACAGCAGUCCUUGACCAAUUUUUUCCAGCCAAAAACUGUCAAUGGCCUCGCCGCCGCCUUCCAAAAGUCCCAGUCCGAGUCACGAACGAGCCCGUCCGGCUCGCCUGAGUCGUCCCGCAAGCGACCCCUUGAGGAGGAUGCAGGCAAAAUCAACAAUGGACCCGAGAAGAUCACUAAGAGAGCGAAAGGAGACAAGGGCGGGAGGUUCGCUUCCGUAGAAGAAGGGACGGACUCUCUCUUCGUGCCAGGCGCCGAGCAGUCCGCCGCCGAGCCCAAGCCCUGGGCUUCUACGGCUGCCGGUAGGGCAGGUCGUUUUGCAUACAGCCAAAGCUCGGACUUGAAUGCUGAGGGAGAAGAGGACCAAGAGGACCCGUAUAUGAGGAGACAUAAGGAGGAGCUGCACAACAAGUUCGUCAAGAAGCUUGGCCACCCAGACAGCAUGCUAUGGCGGCGACGGAGGGAAGACGACGGUGAAGCCGCCGAGGGAGAGGAAGGCGACGAAGAGGACGAAGAUGAUGCCCCCCCAGCUCCCAAGGCGAAGAAGGGUGGCGCGAGAGCGAACAAGAAGCUCACGCCCAUGGAGAUUCAGUUUCUCGACAUCAAGCGCAAGCACCUUGACACGAUCCUCAUCGUCGAAGUCGGCUACAAGUUCCGAUUCUUCGGCGAGGACGCGCGAAUUGCCGCCAAAGAGCUCAGCAUCGUUUGCAUCCCGGGCAAGUACCGCUAUGACGAGCAUCCCUCGGAGGCGCACCUGGAACGCUUUGCAUCGGCGAGCAUCCCCGUGCAUCGGUUGCCCGUCCAUGCGAAGCGUCUCGUCGCCGCCGGUCACAAGGUCGGUGUCGUUCGCCAAAUCGAGACUGCUGCUCUGAAGAAGGCUGGCGACAAUCGCAACGCCCCCUUUGUCCGGAAGUUGACCAAUGUCUACACCAAGGGCACCUACAUCGACGAGAACGGCGAGCUGGAACCCGGCGGCGAUGGGGGUGCUCCGUCUGGUGGCUAUCUGCUGUGUCUCACAGAAACCCCUUCCAAGGGCCAAGGCACAGAUGAGAAGGUUGACGUCGGUAUAAUAGCCGUGCAACCGACGACGGGAGACAUCAUCUACGACACGUUCGAGGAUGGGUUCAUGCGCAGUGAGAUUGAAACUCGGUUGCUUCACAUCUCCCCUUGCGAGUUCGUUAUUGUCGGCGACCUCACCAAGGGUUCCGACAAGCUCGUCCAGCAUCUCUCGGGGAGCAGCACAAACGUCUUUGGCGAUCGCAGUCGUGUCGAGCGAGUCCCUCGCUCCAAGUCGAUGGCCGCCGAGGCCUACUCACACGUCACGCAAUUCUACGCUGACAAGUUGCAACAAACCCCUGACGCCGCCGCGUCUUCUCUCCUGGAGCGUAUCCUCCACCUCCCGGAACCCGUCACCAUCUGCCUUUCUGCCAUGAUCAACCAUCUCCAGGAGUACGGCCUCGAGCACGUCUUCGACCUCACCAAGAACUUCACCAGCUUCUCGGCGCGCCAGCACAUGCUCCUCAACGGAACCACCCUUGAGUCUCUUGAGGUUUACCGCAACGCCACCGACCAUUCAGACCGUGGAUCCCUAUUCUGGGCAUUAGACAAGACCACAACCCGCUUCGGCCAGCGGCUUCUCCGCAAAUGGGUCGGCCGUCCCCUGCUUGACGUCUCCCGCCUCGAGGCACGCGUCGCUGCUGUCCAAGAACUCGUCAACGAGCAAUCCUCAGCCAAGGUCGACCGUCUAGAGACCCUCCUAACCGGAAUCAAGACCGACCUCGAACGCAGUCUUAUCCGCAUCUACUAUGGGAAAUGCACUCGCCCUGAACUUCUCUCCGUCCUGCAGACCCUCCAGCGCAUUGCCAUGCAAUACUCGACUGUCAAGUCAGCCGACGCAACGGGCUUCGCCUCGCCCCUCAUUUCCUCCGCCAUCCUGUCCUUACCCCAGAUCCUCGACCUCGUCGUCUCGCACCUAGAAAAAAUCAACCCCGAAGCCGCCCGCAAAGACGACAAAUACAACUUCUUCCGUGAGUCCGAGCAGACGGAGGAUAUCGAGGACCACAAAAUGGGCAUCGUUGCCGUCGAGCAAUCCCUCGACGAGCACCGCUCCGAGGCCGCGUCGUCCCUCUCUCGCAAAAAGCCCGUCGAUUACGUUACCGUCUCUGGCAUUGAGUAUCUCAUCGAGGUUAACAACACGGACCUCAAAGCCGUGCCCGCAUCCUGGAUCAAGAUCUCUGGCACCAAGAAGCUCUCCCGCUUCCACACGCCCGCCGUCGUCCGCCUCAUCGCGGAGCGCGACCAGCACCGCGAAGCCCUCGCCGCCGCCUGCGACGCCGCCUUUGCCUCCCUUCUCGCCGCCAUCGCUGACGCAUACCAACCCCUUCGCGACGCCGUCUCCUCCCUCGCGGCGCUCGACUGCCUUCUCUCUCUCUCCCGUGUUGCCGCCCUCCCCGGCUACACCAAGCCGACCUUUCUCUCCGCCCCGACCCAGCCAACAAUCUCCAUCACCCAAGGCCGCCAUCCCAUCGCCGAACACACCCUCUCGGACCCCUACAUCCCCUUCACGACAACACUUUCUUCACCGUCCCCCCUGGCCCACCUCGUCACGGGUCCCAACAUGGGCGGGAAAUCUUCCUUCGUCCGCGCCGUGGCCCUCCUCGUCCUGCUCGCCCAAAUCGGCUCCUUCGUCCCCGCAGACGAGUUCUCUCUGACCCUUGCUGACGCCAUCCAUGUCCGCAUGGGCGCCCGCGACAACCUCGCCGCAGGCGAGUCGACCUUCAUGGUCGAGGUCUCGGAGACGGCCCGCAUCCUCCGCGCUGCCACCCCGCGGUCCCUCGUCAUCCUCGACGAGCUCGGCAGGGGCACGUCGACCCACGACGGCGCCGCCAUCGCCCACGCCGUCCUCGACCACGUCGUGCGCGAGAACAGGUGCCUCACCCUCUUCAUCACUCACUACCAGAACCUCGCCCGCCUGGCCGACGGUAUCGGCGACGGCCUCGUCAAGAACGUCCACAUGCGCUUCACGGCUACACGUAAACUUGAGGCGGAAGGAGGCGACGGCGAAGAAGGCGUUGACGAUGCGGGUGCCAACGAGGAGAUCACCUUCCUGUACGAAGUCGGAGAAGGGGUUGCGCACAGGUCUUAUGGGCUGAACGUUGCGCGUCUGGCCCGAAUACCCCGCAAGGUUAUCGAAGUGGCCGCGCAGAAGUCGCGCGAAAUGGAACAAGACGUGAGGGUGCGAAAGUUGCUGGGCACCGCCCGUCUCCUUGCGGACGUGGCGAAAGAUAGUCCGGACCAGCUUGACCACUUGAUCUCGAACAUAGAGCAACUGUAG